AUGUCUUUGCACAAACAGUUCCAAGCGUACAUGGGCAAGAACAAGGACGAAGAGAUCGAGAAGAUCCCACUAGCCAUCUUGGCCGAGACCAAGAUCGAUUUUGGCAAAGCCAAGAUGAAUCAGACUUUUGCCCAGGCAUUCCAAGACAAGGAGUGGACCAGCUAUAUGCUGACAAGAUUCGAGGAAAGUCAGAAACCGUCGCAUCAAAAGUACUUCCAGUAUGUCAAGAUGAUGAUUCAAGAGGACAAUCAGUCACUGACGUCGACGGUCAAGACCAAAGGGAAUGUCAAGAAGAAGGAGGAAGCGAAACCAACCAGUUUGGGUAUGGCCAAACCAGUGGACGAGGAGGAGGAUUCAGACUGGGAACGAAUGACUGGAGGGCCGAUCAAUCAAAUGACAGAGAUGCAGAUCAACCAGAGCGAGAUGGAAAGCCGCAUGGAAGAAGCACUGGCACAGGUGAUCUCUCACCUUCAGCGGCUGUCGACUCAAGGUCUUCUGAUACAGCCAAAGGUUGUGAAGACGUUCCAGUAG
This is a messenger RNA of Cladocopium goreaui, 531 nucleotides long. The record is from the annotation of a GenBank genome assembly. Lineage: Eukaryota; Dinophyceae; Suessiales; Symbiodiniaceae.